Molecule: messenger RNA, 537 nt
Organism: Talpa occidentalis (Iberian mole)
Lineage: Eukaryota; Metazoa; Chordata; Mammalia; Eulipotyphla; Talpidae
Product: membrane-spanning 4-domains subfamily A member 12-like
Exons: 5
Coding region: 1-537 (178 amino acids)
Biological process (GO): cell surface receptor signaling pathway
Cellular component (GO): plasma membrane
Source: RefSeq, a predicted model, not a curated record
AUGUAUCACAGUCAUAUGAUGUUUUACUCCCUGACAUUUUUUGGUGGAUAUCCAUUCUGGGGCGGCCUCUGUUUCAUUGCAGCUGGUGCUCUCUCUGUAUCAGCAGUCAAGCAGCGUAAUAUUUGUCUGAUACGAGGCAGCCUAGCAAUGAAUAUCGUGAGUUGUCUUUUUAUCUUCCCUGGAGUGAUUUUAGUGCUAAUAGACAUGAGCCUGAAUGGGUCAUACAAUCAAGACUACGGGGUAUUGCUUGCUGGGAAAGGAAUUUUGGGCAUGUUGGCUAUAUUCGGUGUUGUGGAGUUUAUCAUAAAUUGCAUCACAGCCCAUCUUGCCAACCAAGUAGUCUGCGCCAAUCAGCCAGGCCCACCAGCCCGAUCACGUGGUGCGGAGCCGGUCACGUGGUCCGCCUGCGCAGGCGCACGAGGGCCACACCCUGCCAUUGGAGGCCCGGGCAGCCUGAGCUUCCUGCCCGAGGGCUGGCUGCACACGGGGCUCCCUGCAGCCUCGGUGAUGACUGCUAGGCCCGGCCUGGAGACCUGA